ACAGGUCUCGCUAUCUUGCCCAGGCUGGUUUUGAACUCCUAGCCUCAAGCCAUCCUCCUGCCUCAGACUCCCAAACUGCUGGGAUUACAGUCAUGAGCCACCUCACUCAGCCCAGGAUAACUCUUGAUUACCUAUUGUGUGCCAGACACCUACACCUGCUGGACUGUAAAAGCUAUGAAAGGAUCUUUAUCUGUCUUUUAAAUUCAAACAAGUACUUGAUCCAUAAUAAAUACUCUAUACACAUUUACCAAAUAAGUAAUCAUUUCUCAUUUUUUAACUUAAAAAAACCCCCUAACACUCAGAGAGGAUGUCAACUUCCAAAGGUUAUGCAGUAAUAGUAAAAUCUGGAUUUAAGGCCUAUUUGACUUAAAAUCCACUCUAAAAAGAUGUUACAUGGUCUAUAACUCAGUAGGACUUACCUUGUGUACGAAGGAAAGAUGAGUUAUAAUGACAAAAUGAGAUGACAAAGGCUAAGCUAUUAGCUGUGGGAAGGAACAGAUGGUAGAUGACAGCUUGAAGAGGUCAAAAUUUGGUGAUUGUCCAAGUGUGGGAAGGACAGAAAUGGAUAGAGCCAAGGAUGAUUUUUCAGACUCUAAUAAGAGUAGGAGGCCAGGAGAAUGAUGAAAUAGGCAAAUUUGGAGAGGGAAUGGACAUGAGGAGCUCAAGUUCAUAAAUGGGCUAAUCAGCAGGGGAGGCAAAAACCCUAGAUCCAGGAAUGCUGUAUAGAUAAUAGCUUUUAUAUUUUCCUUAAAAUUUUUGAAACUGUGGUAAAUAUACAUAAAACCACUUUAACGAUUUUUAAGUUCAGUGGCAUUCAGUGCAACCAUCCUAUCUACAAAACUUCUCCAUCACCCAUUAAACAACUCUCAAUUCCCUCCUCCUCUCAGCCCGUAGCAACCACCAUUCUACUUUGUCUCUAUGAAUUUGGCUACUCUAGGUACCUGAUAUAAAUUGAAUCAUGCAGUAUUUGUCCUUCUGUUACUGAUUAUAUACCACUCAGCAUAAUGUCAUCAAGAUUCAUCCAUGUGGCAGCAAAUGUCAGAAUUUCACUCCUUUUAAAGGCUGAUUUUCCUGAAACUCUGAUUGGAAAAAUAAAGGCUGAAUAUUCCAUUGUAUGUAUAUCACAUUUUGUUUAUUCAUCCUUUAAUGGACAUUUGGGUUGUUUCCACAUUUUGGCUACUGUGAAUAAUGCUGUUACGAACUUUGGUGUACAAAUACCUGUUUGAAUUCCUGCUUUGAGUAUAUACCCAGAAGUGAAUUUAUUAUUUAAACAUUCUAUUUUAAAUUACAUCCUGUAGUAAGGUGUACACUCCUUUAAUGAAGUCUGCUAAAACUAGUUUCCCCAAGUCAACAGGAACCUCUCAAACUGUAAUGUGAAAUUAUCAUUGAGUGUUUUUUCUUUUUAGACAUGGUCUGGUUCUGUCGUCCAGACUGGAGUGCAGUGGUGCAAUCAUAGCUCACUGCAGGCUCAGAUUCCUGGGCUCAAGUGAUCCUCCGGCCUCAGCCUCCCAAAUAGUUGGGACCACAGGCAGGCACCACCAUGCCCAGCUAAUUUCUUUUUUUUGGUAGAGACGGGGUCUCACACUCCGGGGCUCAAGUGAUCCCCCAAAGUGCUGGGACUGCAGGCGGAAGCCACGGUGCCGGGCCUUAUAAUUUAAUUUUUGAAGCUUAUUGUUAGUUAUGUACUUCUUUACCUAUGACACUAGACUCCCCAAAAUGUCAAAAACAAGAUUGGUGUAAUUUAUCAUUGUGUUACCCUUAAGCUGUUAGCAUAGUGCUUUGCAUAUAGCAGGCGUUAAAUGUUUGAAAAUACAGUUCCAAUAUAUCAUUUGUGGCAUAUUAAUAGGCUAUUAAUUCAGUAGCAAAAACAUCAGCUUUUGCAUCUUUUAAAAUAUAAGUCAAUCUUUUUUCCCUAAAGAAGGCAGCUUCGUCCCUCCCCUCACCCCCCUAAUACUCUUCCAUCAUAUACAGGAAAGAAAGUACUUAUAUAUAUUAAGUAGAGUCUCCAGAGGGAAGGAUGGCAGGAUACAAUAACUUUUCCAAGAGAUCGACAGUUCUAUCCACAACACUCGGGGAAAACUAUUUCGGGGGUCGGGUGGCGGCGGAGAGGGGGCGUUGGGAGCGGAAAGAACGUUUUUCUGAACGCAGGUGUCACGGGGCCAACUUCACCCAGCCUACAUUCCUUUAAGGCCCCCGUGGACUGCUCUGGGAUGAAAGCGGAGGCUGACUGGGACUCCAGCCGCCGGCCGCCUCGCGUGGAGCCUUGCUGUUCCUCUUGCCGCCUUCCGCUGGCCAGGACCGUUUUUAGGCCUUUGCCACGCCUCGGGGGCGCCACGAACCCAACAGCCGCCCAAGCCGCCUUCCGGCUCGCGGUCUGCGGACGCGCUCGCAGUUGGGGGCCUCCGCCAACAGCUACCGUACCGUGCCGGGUGGCAGCCGCACGCUAGCGGGGUCAACGGCGCGGCAGGCGCAGGGGUCCUCGCCAAGGUUCGGAAGAGGACCUUGAAAAUGGCUUCUGGGCAUGCGCCACAGCGGCCGUUACGAGACGCAAAACCGACGCCUUGGAGCUGAGAGCCUAGAGGGACGGAGCUCGGCGCACCACGAGGCUUCCGGGGCCAAAGGCCGACCGUGAGAGCUCACGAGGUUGGCGAGCCCCGCGGGGAGGCCGAGGCGCAGGUGCGGGCGCCGGCUUAGCCGCGGCGGUAGCGUCACGCGGCGAGGCCGUGCGUGCGCGGGCGUCAGGGCGGCGCCGAGUUGAGGACGCUGGCGGCUCCGCGACGAGCUUUGUUUUUUCGGUUGGGCAUGCUGCUUACCGCAAGAUGAUGGAAGCGACGGCCCGUACAAAGACAGAAGCGUUGGUUUCAGUGAGCAGGGUUUCUUAAUACAACUGAGUCAGUGCUGAUUCUCUCAAAUAGAGCUUGAAGGAUAAAUCUUCAUUUUUGUUUCAACAAAACUUGGAAACAAAAUGGAAGAAAAUAAUCUACAGUGCAGUAGUGUGGUUGACGGUAAUUUUGAAGAAGUUCCCAGGGAGACGGCAAUUCAGUUUAAACCUCCACUAUACAGACAGCGGUACCAGUUCGUUAAAAAUUUAGUGGAUCAACAUGAGCCUAAGAAGGUUGCAGACCUGGGAUGUGGUGAUACUUCACUCUUAAGGCUGCUAAAAGUCAAUCCAUGCAUUGAAUUGCUUGUUGGAGUAGAUAUUAAUGAGGAUAAAUUACGAUGGAGAGGGGAUUCGUUAGCUCCUUUCCUGGGGGAUUUUCUGAAACCUCGGGAUCUGAAUUUGACCAUCACAUUGUAUCAUGGCUCCGUUGUGGAGAGAGACUCUCGUUUGCUUGGAUUUGACUUGAUAACGUGUAUUGAAUUAAUAGAACAUUUGGAUUCAGGUGAUCUGGCCAGAUUUCCUGAAGUGGUAUUUGGGUACCUGUCUCCAUCCAUGAUUGUCAUCAGCACACCAAACUCUGAAUUCAAUCCCCUGUUUCCAUCAGUGACCUUAAGAGAUUCAGAUCAUAAAUUUGAGUGGACCAGAAUGGAGUUUCAGACCUGGGCUUUAUAUGUGGCAAAUCGCUAUGAUUACUCUGUGGAGUUUACUGGUGUCGGGGAACCACCAGCUGGAGCUGAGAAUGUUGGAUACUGUACCCAGAUAGGAAUCUUCCGGAAAAAUGGAGGAAAGGCAACAGAAUCAUGUCUUUCAGAGCAGCAUGAUCAGCAUGUUUAUAAAGCUGUUUUUACCACCUCAUACCCAAGCUUACAGCAGGAAAGGUUCUUUAAACUUGUGUUGGUUAAUGAGGUGUCCCAACAAGUGGAAAGCUUAAGAGUGAGCCACCUGCCAAGGCGGAAAGAACAGGCUGGGGAACAGGGUGAUAAGCCCAAAGACAUUGGUGGCUCAAAGGCCCCUGUCCCAUGCUUUGGACCAGUCUUCACAGAGGUUGAGAAGGCCAAGAUAGAGAACUCUCCCACACCCUUCUGUGUUGGAGAUAAAUUUUUCGUACCUCUGCAGAGACUCCUUGCGUAUCCCAAGUUGAACCGCUUAUGUGCUAAUGAAGAGAUGAUGAGAUCGGUCAUUGCUGACUCAAUUCCUCUGAGCAGUGAUGGUUCUGCAGUGGUGGCUGACCUGCGUAAUUAUUUUGAUGAACAGUUUGAGUUUUGAACCAUGUUUAUUUCCUGAAAUUUCAGGGUCUCAGCGAUAGUUGUGCUCACUUAGAAUUGUUUUUUUUGUGUAAUCCUAAUUCAAGUAAUGUUUUUAAAGUUUCACUGCAAAAGUCUAUGUUCCAAGCCAUUGGACAGACCUGCUUGAGAUAUGGCCAGACUGCAGUGAGCCCUGAGAAAGAUAUGAGGGUUUAACUAAAAACGGGUGCUUUCCUUUGAUUUUGGACUUUUUUGUUUUCUCAAGAAUAAAGAAGUUGGAUGUGGUAAUAUGUUAA
This is a messenger RNA of Gorilla gorilla gorilla (western lowland gorilla), 4421 nucleotides long. It is a transcript of the gene HENMT1, whose product is annotated as HEN methyltransferase 1. Gene Ontology annotation, cellular component: cytoplasm; nucleus. The transcript has 8 exons. Gene Ontology annotation, biological process: piRNA processing; RNA methylation; siRNA processing. The coding region runs from base 2966 to 4147 and encodes 393 amino acids. The record is from RefSeq and is a predicted model, not a curated record. Gene Ontology annotation, molecular function: O-methyltransferase activity; RNA methyltransferase activity. NCBI's taxonomy places the organism in Eukaryota, Metazoa, Chordata, Mammalia, Primates, Hominidae.